UACGCCUCCUGCUUUGUGUUGUCAGGCAGAGAAAGACGCGCCAUUCAGGGUGGCGUGUGUCCUCGUGCACGGUCGCAGAGUCGGCGCGGAGGACUGAAUCACAUCUAGUUAAUUUACUCUCUCCUCUUAAAUAGUCGACUAAUAUUUAUAAUUUCGUUACCAUGUCGGUGGGAGUGGAGUCUGGAUUCUCAAGCGAGGAGGUCUUAAACAGCCGCUUCCCUCUCCAUCGGGCUUGCAGGGAUGGAGACGUCGGUGCCUUGUGCUCCCUCCUUCAGUGCACAUCAAACCCGGCCGACCUCACGGUGGAGGACACUUUCUACGGCUGGACGCCCAUACAUUGGGCUGCUCACUUCGGAAAGCUCGAUUGUGUGAUGCGUCUGGUUCAGGUGGGCUGUGGUGUGAACGCGGUAACCUCCAGGUUUGCACAGACGCCCACUCACAUUGCUGCUUUUGGGGGCCACCCUGAGUGUUUGUUAUGGUUGCUUCAAGCUGGUGCAGAUAUUAACAAACAGGACUAUGUGGGCGAGACGCCCAUCCACAAGGCUGCUCGCGCGGGCAGCCUGGAGUGUAUCAACACUCUCUUGAUUCAGGGAGCGAAAGCUGAUAUGAGGAAUGCCAGUGGGCUGACUGCUGCUGACCUGGCCCACGCGCAGGGAUUCCGGGAGUGCGCUGAAAUACUCUCCAAUGCCCAGAACUUCCAACAAAACAUGGCUCAGUCUCAUAACGGGGUUUUUCUGAAUGGCAUGAGCCAGAAUGGGGGCCACACUUACCCCACCAUCCAGGGACGCAGCUUCUUGAAUGGUAUGCCCAACAGAAAAAGGUCUUUCGAAGGCAUGGAAGCAAACCCUGGAAAGAAGGCUAGAACUAACGGUUUUUGUGUGGAACCCAAAUUGCUUAACGGGAAUGGGCCACUAGAUGGAGCUGGAGAUGCGCAGAUGGAGAGCAUGAACAUGGAGCUGGCAGCGACUGUAACCUCAGUGGCAGGUGAAAGACACUGUGAGGACUUUUUCUCAAACGGCCCAACAGCAGAAAUCCUCCUUGACCACCACAUCCACAGCGGCUCACCUGAGAUCAUUAGCACUGGAGGCAGUCAGGUGGAGCACCUGAAGUCUGUGAAAGCGGAGCAGUUCUAUGACCACACCCUCUUCAGCACCAUGCUUCUUUACCAUGGAUCCUAAAAUACAAAAGUGAUCUUCCUGACACCUCUUCCUUUUUGCCUGAAACUCAUCUAAGCCUAAACAAGCAUUCAUUCGCCUUAAAGCCACAGAGUGGUCACGAUCAUUGAAUUUCUUUGUUAUUAACAGCAGAGCCACUGUUCUGGAUGGGUCUGAAACUGCAUUAAUAAAGCAGCGUAAAAAGUGGAUUUUUGUGUUGUUAAAGACAAAAAAAGUUAAUGUUUAGUUCUUGUUGUGAUUUAUGCUACAAAUAGCAGUUUUCUUUGAAUACACUAAAGUAAGCAUUUGAGAUGAACCACUGCCAGUGCUGAAAUUUUGUUUGUCUCAAUAUGUUAAAAAAUGGAAACACAUAAGAUGUAAUUCAUUAAAAAAAGGCUUUCCAAAGUUUGA
Molecule: messenger RNA, 1565 nt
Organism: Haplochromis burtoni (Burton's mouthbrooder)
Lineage: Eukaryota; Metazoa; Chordata; Actinopteri; Cichliformes; Cichlidae
Gene: ankrd10b
Product: ankyrin repeat domain 10b
Exons: 6
Coding region: 162-1178 (338 amino acids)
Molecular function (GO): protein binding
Source: RefSeq, a predicted model, not a curated record